AUGAGUCAAUCCGAUCCCGAGACCAGCUACGACAAUGGCCACGAAGAGGAAGAUGAAUGGGAUGAUAAAUCACUUGAUGUGGACUCUGACCUGGAGGACACAUCUGUGAAUAUCGGGCUGGACAAGACGGGUGAGCGUGGAAGUGGUUAUCACACUCGCAAUGACCCUUCCGCACCAUAUCAACGACCGACAGUGACAGAGCGCCGUGGCAUCAUUGAAGUCCGGUGCAAGUCUCGAGAGGUGAUUCACGGUGUUUUAUCUCCCGACGCGGAGGAGAGUGCAACCUUGCUCGUCUACGAUCUUCAUCUGGACACGACCCGCAGAUCUCGACGGAUCAUAUCCGCAACAAUCGAGUUUGAGUUUGGUAGCUCGGUGGCUGGAACCCCGGCGCCCCAGGUGCACGCAAUUGCGCCAGCGGGCCGCAUGACACUACUAUCUUCUACGCAGGAGGAGUCACUCACUCGCGGUGCAGAGGUGAAUGCCGGGGCGGGCGAGUUGGGGGUGAAUGUCGGCGGGACGCUCAAGUGGGAAAAGACAGUGAGCCGCGCGACCAGCGACGAUGCUCGGGUGACGGGCCACAUCUUCAGUGACGAUUACGGGAAGGGAAUCGGUGCAAGUUGGGUGAUGCACGAGAACAAGUCGAUCAAGUCCGGGGUGCCGAGCUUCCUCCGCUGUGCCAUACUGCUGAACCGCGGGUUCGAUGACAACAACUUUCAGUGCCGAGUCAAGAUCAAGGCGGAGGCGGACUGGAAGUCGGAGAUGGGCCGCCUGUUUGGCUCGACGCCUCCCGACGAUCCUGUCCUCUUCGACCCGAGCCUGCCGCCAACUAACAAGCUGCGCAAGGCGGGCUACGACAUGGAAAACCUCGGUUCCAUCGAGCUGGAUGACUUUGUUGAAAUCGUCUUUGACAAAGCCCUGAGGAAGAAACCGGACGCGGCAUAG
Molecule: messenger RNA, 942 nt
Organism: Phaeoacremonium minimum UCRPA7
Lineage: Eukaryota; Fungi; Ascomycota; Sordariomycetes; Togniniales; Togniniaceae
Exons: 1
Coding region: 1-942 (313 amino acids)
Source: RefSeq, a predicted model, not a curated record